Pectinophora gossypiella (pink bollworm) is the source of this 2825-nucleotide messenger RNA. Its product is annotated as CWF19-like protein 2. Lineage: Eukaryota; Metazoa; Arthropoda; Insecta; Lepidoptera; Gelechiidae. Gene Ontology annotation, biological process: mRNA splicing, via spliceosome. The record is from RefSeq and is a predicted model, not a curated record. The coding region runs from base 110 to 2092 and encodes 660 amino acids. Gene Ontology annotation, cellular component: post-mRNA release spliceosomal complex. The transcript has 5 exons.
ACAGCGAGUGAGAGAGGUUAUGUUUUUCAAGCGUUUGUUUAUUUGUAAAUAAAAAUUGAAUAUUUAUCUCUACAGUGCAUCCAUACUAUUAAAAACAUCAAAUUACACGAUGAAGGAAAAACGUAAGAAAGAAAAAAAACACAGUAAGAAACACAAACGAGACAAAGAAUCCCGUAACAAGAAACGACGAGAAAGCUCUUCCAGUUCUAGUGGUUCAGAAUCCGACGUAUGGGUUGAAAGUCUACCAACAGCUCCAAAGGGUCCGCCUCCAGAACGUGAAGACUGGAUGGCCAUGACAGGCAUGCUGAAAACAUACACAAAAGAGGAUGUUAAGCCUAAACGAGAGGAAAAAGAUAAAAAGCACAUAGAUUCAUACAAUCCAGCUACCAGCAGCCGAGAACUAAAUCCAUAUUGGAAAGAUGGAGGCACAGGGGUGCCUCAGACUCCUGAAGAAUUUAGAAAAUCAAGGCCAUUUGUAAAACCAGCUGAUAAUGAUGAUUACUAUAGAUCAUCACAGUCAAGCUCUUAUGUAAAAGCAACUAAUGAUAAAGAUGACUACAGGUCAUUGAAAUCAAGGUCUUUUAUAAGACCAAAUGAAGAUGAUGCUGGUUAUUACAAAUCAUCAAAAGCUCAGUCUUUUGUAAAGCCAAGUGAUGAUGACAAUUACUAUAGAUCUUCAGGUUCUAAAGAGUAUAGACCAAAUUCUGAGAGAAGUGACAGAGAUUAUCACAGCAGCAGCAGCAGUAGUAGAGACAAAAGGGUUUCUUAUGGCCAAAGAGGAUCAGGCAGCUGGAGGAGACAAUCUGAUAGUGAGAAAGUAAAGCAAUAUGAAGAAGAAUUGCAACCUUCACCACCACCUGUUGAAACUCCAGUAAAAGCAGAAAAGCCAAAAGAUUCCAAAUAUCUUAGUGAUGAAAAGAUGAAUAAAUUGGCUGCAAAACUUGUGAAAGCAGAAAUUAUGGGAGACACAAAAGUUGUGGAGGAUUUGAAAGCUAAGUUAGAAGCUGCUAGAGAGUAUAGGAAGCAAAACCCUGAUGCAGGUAAAGAAGAAGAAGAUGAUAGAGUCAUGUUGAUAGCAACUAACAGUGCUGGGAACAGUAGACCUCUCAUGAAAAGUGAGAAAGGAGAUCCAAGGAGUAAAGGAGGUAAAAGAAAAGCUGACACACAUGACGCUGGUCAAAGAAACAAAUACUUUGGAAAUGAUGACAAAUACAAUUUGGCACAAAUGUUCCAACAAGAAAAAUAUGGCAAUAAUUACGAUGAUGAGGCUCAACUGGCAAGAAUUGCAGCAAAGUCUAAGAACCCCAAUGAUGACCUUGAAGAUAUCUUUGUUGAUGAGAUAUCAAAGAACAGAAAUGAAGCGAAGGAUGCUGAAAAUGAAAAACAGAGAGCUAUCAACCAACAUGUAAAAAUGGAGAAGUCUCUAGAAGGAUGUGAAUAUUGUGUAGGCUCGAAGAAUAUGCUAAAGCAUCUCAUGGUGACCAUGGGGAACAAAAUUUACUUAGCAUUACCUGCAAAACAGUCUCUGGUAAAAGGUCACUGCAUUAUCACAACUAUACAACAUUCUACUUGUGUUACUUCACUGGAUGAAGAUGUUUGGGAUGAAAUAAUGAAUUUCAGAAGAGUUUUGACACAGUUCUUCAACUCCCAAAACCAAGAUGUUGUAUUCUUUGAGACUGCAACCAGAUUACACAAAUACCCACAUAUGGUCAUCAACUGUAUACCACUGCCCAGAGAUGUUGGUGAUAUGGCCUCAAUAUACUUCAAGAAGGCUCUUCUCGAAUGUGAAGCGGAGUGGUCUAUGAACAAAAAAGUAGUAGACUUGAAAGGAAAAAAUAUCAGGAAGGGCGUGCCCAAAGGGUUGCCAUACUUUUGGAUAGAUUUUGGUAUGGACCCAGGAUUUGCUCAUGUGAUAGAAGAUCAACAGCUGUUUCCCAGGAAUUUUGCUGAGGAAAUUAUUGGUGGAAUGUUAGAUUUGGACCAUCAGCUAUGGAAGAAUCCCCGCAAAGACUAUGGAGAUCUCCAGAGAAAGAAGGUCCUUGAGUUCCUUAAAGAAUGGAAACCCUUCGAUGAAAUGAUUCAAAAGAAAUAACAGGGAACUGUUACUGUGUUACGGAAAUAGUGGCGCGAUUCAGGCAAACACCUCCUAAUUUAAUUUCAUAGACUAUCUUUACCCACAUAUUAUUAUUAGAAAAAAGCAGGAUACAGAUAUAUUGCCUAGUGGGAAAGACACACAUCUCUUGUCUCUUUCCAAGAAAAGUAUGUAACAAGCUAUUAUAUAUUAUAGUCCAAUAGACUAGACAUUUCAAUAGUAUGCAACCCAUUUGACCUGAGCUGUGAGCUCAAUUUGGUUCAAGUUAUACAUGUGAACUUUCCUAAACCAUACUUCGAAUUCUAAGUAUAACUGACAUGUAUAUAGUAUAGUUGUUUUCCCCGAUUCUUUCCGAUGUAUUAGUAAGUAGCAGAUAACUUAGAAAUAAAUUUAGGGGUUUACUGGAACCCGCGCCCUAGAUUGUGUAUUGUAAUACCACAGAUCAUAUAAUACUAACGCAGAAUAUGGGCGGGCAUACAAACUUAUUCAACUAAUUUCUUCCCUGUAUUGGCAUUGGUAGCAAUAAGGGUACUUUCAGACUAGCAAUUUCUCUCAGCAGUUUGCUACUCUACUCUAGACCCAGAUUGCUUUUUUAUACAUAGCGAAUUAUUCAAUUGAUGACAUAAACAUAAAAGUCAAUUGCAACAUAACAGUAGAAGUACUACUGGCAACCUUGUUGCUAAACAGCAAUUUCUUCCAGGCAACCAAACCAGCCAGGCAGAUAAUUAUUCUU